AUGUGUAUGAACACUUCAUUCGCCAAAUUUCUGGACACUCCACAAUUCCUAUCAACAACUAUGUAUACAAUUACAAUAAUUGGUCUUCCCGUUCACAUAUUCGGCGGAUUAUGUGUAGUUUUUAAGACACCGACUCAAAUGUGUAAUAUGAAAUGGCCAAUGUUAACCUUAUUACUAUGGAGUGCUUCUUUAGAUUUAAGCUUUGGGUUUUUAGUUAUUCCAUUUAUGUAUCAACCUGUUCUAGCUGGGUAUUCUCUUGGAAUUUUAAAUGGUUUCGGUGUUCCUUUAAGGGUUAUGUACUACAUUUGUGUCGUGCAAAUUGCAGGAGUCACCGUAUCCGUGUGCGCCCUUUUCGAGACCCGCUUCUUCAUUCUCUACGCCAAACAAAGCUGCUGGAAGCACCUACGUCGGCCCUGGCUGAUCCUCAACUACACAAUCUGCGUUGUUUACAUGAUUCCUACUUAUCUAUCAAUUCCUGAUCAGAAAACUGGAAAAGCCUAUCAAUUCUCGAAAUAUCCAUGUCUUCCCCAAGAGGUUUACGAUGAGAAAGUGUUUUUAUUGACUACCUGGAGCACUGGUUACGCGUAUAAUAUGAGCCUGAACACCGCUGUACAACAAACGCUGAUUUUUGUGUUUUUGAUUUAUUGGAAUAUGCGAAAGUCGAUGGUCGAGGUGAAAAUGUCAAAAAGGACAUUGGAUAUGCAUAGGACUUUUUUGAAGACUAUAAUAUUGCAGGUAACAAUCCCCCUUAUCACAGUGAUGGGUCCGCUGAUGCUCAAUUUCUUCACAAUUUACAAUUCCUACUACAAUCAGGGAGCCAAUAAUCUAUCAAUUUCCAUGAUGGCCACCCAUGGAUUAGUGUCUUCACUUGCAAUGAUCUACCUCCAUAAGUCUUAUUGGGCGACACUUUUGCAGAUUUUGUCACCCAAGUUCAUAUUUGAAGAUCGAGAGACAAUGAUGUUCUCGAGGGUUCAUCAGCAUCCUCAGCAGUUUUCAUAAAGUUUUUAAAGAACUUAA
This is a messenger RNA of Caenorhabditis elegans, 1017 nucleotides long. RefSeq names its product Serpentine Receptor, class H (gene srh-276). The record is from RefSeq and is marked reviewed. The transcript is spliced from 3 exons. The coding region runs from base 1 to 999 and encodes 332 amino acids. Lineage: Eukaryota; Metazoa; Nematoda; Chromadorea; Rhabditida; Rhabditidae.